CUCCGACUCACUGCUCUCGCACCUUCAAUUCCUCAGCUCCAAAGAACGCCGCUGUCGAAAAUUUGAUCUUUGCGACACAUGCCCUCAACCUCGUUUUUCACUUGGACUUGCUCUAAUAACGGGUGCAGUGAUUCCCUAGACCCCUUGCGCCACCAAUUGCCCCUCGAGAAUUAGAACCCACUCGCCAACUGUGUUGCGACUCGAAGAGGUGGAAGAAACAAAUCAUGGCGACGCGCAGCGACGCGCACGAAGUGCGCGAGUCCAUCGAGGCCAAAGUCAGCAACGAUGUCGAGAUGGUUGACGCCCCGGAUGCCAACGCCGCCGACGUGAACCAAACCGAGGCCACGGUCACCGCGAAGACAGGCGAUCCAGAGAGAAUGGACGUCGAUGUUGACGCCGAUGCUGAUGCCGACGGUGAAGCGGAUGCAGACGCAGACGCUGAGGCGGAUGCUGAUGCCGACGCCGACGCCGAUGCCGAUGCCGAUGCAGAUGCCGAUGCUGAUGGAGAACCCGAUGACGACGCUGCAUCACCUGCAGAAUCCGAGCCUGGUGACCUACUGGAUGUCAUCCAUAUCCUCAACACCACCCUGAGCAACUACAAGGACGAAGACGGAGAAUGGUGGGCGGCUAGUUUCCAGCGCAUCCCGAACAAGCGCCAGUUGCCGGACUACUUCGAGAUCAUCGAGAACCCCGUCGCCUUCAGCACAAUUCGCCACAAGGUUCAGAAGAAGCAAUACACACAGUUCUCCGAGUUCGUUCGCGACGUUGCCCAGAUCUGCCACAACGCGCAGGUGUACAACCGCCCUUCUUCCGCCAUCUUCAAAAGCGCCACCAUCAUCCGAGAUCUGCUCAAGCAAGAGCUUCAGAAACUUAUCAGGAAGGGCAUCAUCAAACCGGAGGAGGCCGAGCUUCCGGAUCUAGGCGAGCUCCCACCCGCGGAAGACUCAUCCCCAGAAGCCGAGUCUGAAGAGGAAGAAGAGGAGGAAGAAGAAGAGGAGGAGGAGGAGGAAGAGGAAGAAGAUGACGACUCUGAAGAUGAUGGAAAGCGACGUCGCAGCAAGAGGGGUGGUCGGACCUCGCUCACCAAGCGCCAGCUUGAAGAAGCCAAGGAGGAGGACGAGCAUAAGAAGCGAGGUCGUCCCCCAAAGGUCUUGACCCCCCUCGAAGCUCGUAUUCACAACGUCAUCAAAGGCUUGCGUAAGGUCCAGUCGGACGACGGUGGCCUGCUCAUUGGUCCCUUUGAGAAGUUGCCCGACAAGACGGUGAAUCCGGACUACUACCAAGUCAUCACCAACCCGAUUGCGCUCGACAACAUCAAGAGGAAGGCCAAGAGGAAGAAGUAUGCGACUGUGGACGAUCUCGUCAAGGACAUGGACCUCAUGUUCAACAACGCCAAAGAGUAUAACGAAGAAGGCAGUGACAUUUACGAGGCUGCCGUCGAAUUACAAAAGCAAGCGCAUGAGCUGGCGAGCCAGGAGAAGGCAAGAGCUGACGACGAGUUCCGUGAUGAGGAUGGGAAGCUGCCCUUGUCGGAGAUGCAGCAUAACGGCCAGACAUGGCGAGUGGGCGACUGGGUGCAUAUCCGCAACGUCAACGACAUGGCCAAACCCAUCGUGGCGCAGAUCUUCCGUACCUGGCAGGACCGUGGUGGCCAGCGGUGGAUCAACGCCUGCUGGUACUAUCGUCCAGAGCAGACCGUCCACAGAUACGAGAAGCACUUCUUCGAGAACGAGGUGGCCAAGACGGGACAGUACCGCGACCACCAGAUCGAGGAGGUGCUUGAUCGAUGCUUCGUCAUGUUCGUGACGCGGUUCAACAAGGGCCGGCCGCGCGGGCUCCCGGCGGACAAGGAGGUGUACGUGUGCGAGUCUCGGUACAACGAAGCGACGUGCCGGUUCAACAAGAUCAAGACGUGGACCAGCUGCGUGCCGGACGAGGUACGCGAGAGAGAUUACGAGAUGGAGCUGUUUGAGCAGCCGCGACGGCUCAAGAAGGUGCCCAGCCCGAUCAAGCAUCUGCUGCAGGCAGACGCGAAGGAGACGGACGAGCUGCCUAAGCCGACCUGGGGCGCCGCAAACGCACCACCUAUCAUCGGUGCCGUGCAUCGGCGGCCUCGGGAAGCAAACGAAUCGCCCCCUCCCGAACCAACACCGUCGCCACCGCCGCCUCUGGCCCAGGAAGCGGCACGACGUCCUUCGGUCCUCCAGGCGAUGCGCCAGACGCCCAGCGACAUAUCGAUGGGAAAUCCUCCUCUCACGCCGUACGGGCACGGAAUGGGAGCCGCGCCAUCUCCGUCGCCCGCCAUGUACGCGCAGCAGCAGUACACACCCCAGCAUGCGUCGGCAUCACCGGUCGUGGUGCCUCACCAGACGCCGGUGCCUCUACCCCAACUUCCUCCUCACCAAGUGUCUCAUUCUCCGCAGCCCAUCCGUCCCAUGUUCCAGCAGCACCAGCAGCAGCAGGGAUUCGCGCCUAGCCCGUUCCAACAACACCCGCACCCGCAGCAUCCACAGCAUCCACAGCACCCACAGCACCACCCCCACCCGCAGCAGCAGCAGCAGCAGCACUUGCACCACGUUCAGCAUCAACAGCAGCAGCAGCACCACCACCACCAGUCGCCCCCUCUGCCGACGCCGCCCCCGCCCCAGUAUCAGCAGCACCACCAGCAGCUACAGCACCACCAACACCAGCACCACCAACACCAGUCCCAGUCCCAGCACCAACACCACCAUCAGGCCCAAGCGCCCGUCCCACAGCACCAACACCACCAACCACACCACCAGAUGCAUCCACAAAUGAUGCCAGCAAACCCUUUGGGCCCGACCUACAAUCACCAUUCAAUGCAGCCUCACGCGCCUGCAGCGCGCACACCCAUGGCUUCGACACCCAACGCCGUGCAGCCGCACAAUGCCUACAACCUGCCGCGGCCUCCUGAGGUGUUUACGCUGCCCGACGCCAUCAACGACCAGAUCCCCGAGGAGGUGCGCAGCCGCUACAACAGGGACGAGCACGGCAGAAUCUUUUUCUUCACCACACCGCCCGUCGCCCGCCCGAAACACGGCCUCGCGCCAGAGAACGCCAACUCGGGCCACAGCCUCGCAUACCUCGCAAAGAGCAACCCGGAAUGGCUGUCGGACCGCACCACCCGCGCCAAAGCCUUUUCUGUCGCCAAGCAGAAGGAGCUCAAGACCAAGAUGGCCAUCGACGACAUCACCCAGGGCAAGACUCUUGAGGAGUUGCACGAGUGGGCCAGCGAUUCCUGGGCUCUGUACUGGAAGAGCCAUGCGCAGGAGACCAGCCGCAUGCGCGAGGAGGGCGACCUGGGCGAGCACGAGCGACUAAUGGCCGAGCAGCGCCGCAGCCGAGUCAAGUCCAGAAGGGCGCGCGAUGAGGAGACAGAGAGGGCCGAAGCGACCAAGAAGGCCAACUACCUUGACGACAUUUACCAUGCCCACUCGAGUCUGCGGUCGUCCAAGCCGCGUGCUGCGUGACUCGGUUCCGAAGGCGUAGAUGCCCACAGCCGUGGCCAUUUUGGCACCGCCCUCGCAACCAGCCAUCGACGUAGGCGGCAUGGCCAAUAUCAGGGCAUCUUGCUGGGUGGACUGAAGAGGAGUUUUGGCGGAUCGUAUGUGUUGUGAUACCUUUUUUCUGCUUUUUUUCUUUUUCUUGGGAGUUUACGGGAACGAAUGGCUCACUGUACCGGUCGCCAUACGUUCAAGGGGUUUCAUGGUUCACCGUACCUCAAAUAAUUGGCCUGAAGCUGAAGAGGCAGACAAGAUAAGACAGUGUUGGGACUUGGAACUUUCUUUGCAGUCUGCUGUGCUUGUCAUGUCGUGAAAGCGGGUAACUUAGCACCACGGGUUGCGUAUGUCUCUCUUCUUCUCCCUGGUCAUCUUGUCAAGUAUGGUGGCUGACCGGGUGAGUGGCUGUCGACGUUGGUUGGUCCUUUGACACAGUAAGCUCCUUUGUCUACUUGGAACAAGAAAAAGGGCAAUUGAGUUUCAUCGGGGUGGUGGCGACUUGGUUGUAUAGUAGCUAGCUAGCUCGUGCAUCGUUGAAUUCAUCCAUCCCAGGUAGUGAGUUAGUGGGUUCUAUCUCUCCUGCCAAAGUAGGACGGUUGGCCGACAAAAGCAAAACACCCA
Molecule: messenger RNA, 4142 nt
Organism: Colletotrichum destructivum
Lineage: Eukaryota; Fungi; Ascomycota; Sordariomycetes; Glomerellales; Glomerellaceae
Product: Putative BAH domain, bromodomain, Bromodomain-like superfamily protein
Exons: 5
Coding region: 225-3491 (1088 amino acids)
Biological process (GO): chromatin remodeling; transcription elongation by RNA polymerase II
Cellular component (GO): RSC-type complex
Molecular function (GO): protein binding; chromatin binding
Source: RefSeq, a predicted model, not a curated record